CAGUAAUGUUUUAUAUGAAUGCGUGUUCGAUGAGUGAUUUAGUUUAAUUUGUGUGGUUUUUUUUGGUAGUUUUACCUUUCUAAUACUACAUGAUAUUAUAAAUUCACUUAAGUCUAGGUCGAUGAAUUUUUUAAAGGCUUUUCGACAGCAAAUGCUCGUUUAUUAUAGUGAAUUUGACGCAUCGUUGGUGUUCAAUCAUGAAUGAAGUGAAUGUAGAGACUGCUGCAAAGGUGACAAAACCUAAAUACGAUGGUCGAAUAAAAAAGAGACAAUGGGAAGACGCUAAUGAAAGUGAUGAAAGUAAAAAGGCACGCACAGAACCUAGGGUUAAGCGAAGAAAAAGUAUCAUUCUUAUGGGUUAUUCUGGAAUCAAUUACUAUGGAAUGCAGAGAAAUCCAGAAAUGAAAACAAUUGAAGAAGACUUACUUACUGCAUUGUUAAAAGCAAAGUUAAUUACUGAUGAAGCUUUUGCUCAAGUACAGACAAUACAAUUUCAAAGAGCUGCACGAACAGAUAAAGGAGUUUCUGCAGCUCGGCAAGUUGUGUCACUUAAAUUACCUGAUGAAGCUGAGCCAUCAGCCAUUAAUGAACAUUUACCUGAGGACAUAAGAGUAUUUGCAGUAAAACGUGUUACUAAAGGCUUUAAUUCAAAAUCACAGUGUGAUGCUCGAACGUACACUUAUACACUUCCAACUGUUGCAUUUGCAAAUCAUGACGAAGUUCAUGAUUCAUCAAAUUAUAGGAUUAAUAAUAAUAAAAUGGAACAAGUUAGAAAAAUACUAAAGUAUUAUGAAGGAUCAAAAAAUUUUCAUAAUUUUACUUCCAGAAAAGACUUCUAUGAUCCCUCAUCGAGACGUUUCAUUGUUUCUUGUACAUGUUUGGAACCAUUCAUAAGUAGAAAUAUGGAAUUUGCUGUUAUAAGUAUAAAAGGACAGAGUUUCAUGCUGCAUCAAAUACGUAAAAUGGUUGGAUUAGCUUUAGCUAUCAUAAGAGGACACACAACAGAAGAAACUUUGGAAAAGGCUUGGACAGAGAGCAGACUAGAUAUACCUAUGGCACCUGGUUUAGGUCUUGUUUUAGAUAGAGUGCAUUAUGAUAAGUAUAAUACUAGAUAUGGUCUUGAUGGUAUUCAUGAAAUAUUGACUUGGGAAAAAGAAGAAGAAGAAAUAAAACAAUUUACUCAUAAAUAUAUCUAUGAAAAAAUUAUAGAAACAGAAGUAAAUGAGAAAUGUAUCGUGAGCUGGUUGGAAACGCUACCUUUGCAUUCUUAUGAUGUGAGAGAUGAAGGGGCAGAACAAUCUUUAAAAAAUCUUAGGGAUCUUAGAGAAAAUUUAGCACUACAACUUAGUCAUUUACAGGCUUUGUGUGAAAAAUUAUAUAUGAUUAGGACAAGAUAUCUGAAAAUUCAAGAACAGCUUUGGCUUUUAGACCAUAAUGCUAUACUGAAUCAGUCCCUCAUUGGUAUUUGA
Messenger RNA from Ctenocephalides felis (cat flea), 1469 nucleotides. RefSeq names its product tRNA pseudouridine synthase A-like. The record is from RefSeq and is a predicted model, not a curated record. The transcript has 7 exons. Gene Ontology annotation, cellular component: nucleus. NCBI's taxonomy places the organism in Eukaryota, Metazoa, Arthropoda, Insecta, Siphonaptera, Pulicidae. Gene Ontology annotation, molecular function: RNA binding; pseudouridine synthase activity. Gene Ontology annotation, biological process: mRNA pseudouridine synthesis; tRNA pseudouridine synthesis. The coding region runs from base 198 to 1469 and encodes 423 amino acids.